This is a messenger RNA of Adelges cooleyi (spruce gall adelgid), 366 nucleotides long. Its product is annotated as coiled-coil-helix-coiled-coil-helix domain-containing protein 1. Gene Ontology annotation, molecular function: RNA binding. The transcript has a single exon. Gene Ontology annotation, cellular component: nucleoplasm; mitochondrion; mitochondrial ribosome. NCBI's taxonomy places the organism in Eukaryota, Metazoa, Arthropoda, Insecta, Hemiptera, Adelgidae. The record is from RefSeq and is a predicted model, not a curated record. Gene Ontology annotation, biological process: mitochondrial translation. Bases 1 to 366 code for a protein of 121 amino acids.
AUGCGCCUAAGUCCUAUCCAGCAAUUUCGUGAUAUGCGAAAAUAUACGAAAAACCCGAACAAAGUAAAAUUUGAAGAACUGUUACCAUUAAAGUUAAAAAACAGUGUUUCUGGCAAAGGAGACCGAUCUAAGGAACGCGCUUGUGUACAUGAAAUGACUAUUAUGUUUGCAUGUUUCAAGAAAAACGAAUUUGACCAAGGUGUGUGCUUGGAUGAAAUAUCUAAAUUUCAAACCUGUGCCAAAAAGCAUCAAGUGGAUAAACACACAAGAAAGAUAGCCAUGCAAGAAGGAACUAUUUCUACAGGACAAUACAAUCUUACCCCUAGAGAAAUAAAUCACCUAUUAAAAAAAUUCCCUAAUCCUUAA